AAAGAGUGGUGAUUUCAGUAGUGGGGAUGCCUGGAGUGGGCAAGACCACCCUUGCUAGCAAGGUCUAUGGAAAGCAAAUCGUGUCCGGACACUUUGAUUGUUGCGCUUGGGUCCCUGUCUCUAGAUCAUACAAGUCGGAGGAGAUACUCAGAACAAUGCUGAAACAGUUUUACCAAUCUGGAUUAAGGGAGUUUACUACACCUCCAGAAAUUGAUGCAAUGGGCCAGAAUUCACUCGUUCACAAGCUGAAGGAAUUUCUAACCCAGAACAGGUAUCUAAUUGUCUUUGAUGAUGUAUGGACAACAAGCUUUUGGGAAUUCAUCAAACAUGCUUUGACCAGAGAUGGGAAAGACAGCAGGGUAAUCAUCACCACCCGCAGUGAACAGGUUGCAGUUUUCUGUAAAGAAUCGCCAUGGGAUCAUAUCCACUGGCUUCAGCCCCUGCCCGAAGAGAAGGCUUGGGACCUUUUCUGCAUGAAGGCCUUCCAAAGGGACUUCGAAGGCCAUUGUCCCCCCGAAUUGAAGGACGUAUCUCUUCGAAUCGUUCAAAAAUGUGAAGGAUUGCCACUUGCUAUUGUGGCAAUAAGUGGUAUUCUGUCCAUGAAAAACAAGGUUGCAUCAGAAUGGAAGAGGUUCUACGAUAGCCUAGGCUCUGAGUUACAAAUGAGACCUGGCCUUACAAGCAUCUCAAAAAUUGUGUUGCUUAGUUACUAUGAUUUGCCCUACUACAUCAAAUCCUGUUUCUUGUACUUUGGCAUAGUACCUGAGGAUUACUCUAUUAAUUGUGGACGAUUGAUUCGAUUGUGGAUAGCAGAGGGCUUCAUUGAAGAACAGAGAGGCAAAACAUUAGAAGAAGUUGCAGAAGAGUAUCUGACUGAGAUCAUCCAUAGAAGCUUGGUUCAAGUGUCAAGCAAGAAACCUGAUGGGAGAGUUAAAACCUGCAGGGUGCAUGAUGUGGUGCGAGAGAUCAUCUUGUCAAAGUCUAUGGAGUUGAACUUUUGUCAGGUUUUAGGAGCCGAGAAUUCGAGCUUCGAUGAUAUUACUCGAAGAUUGUCAAUACAUAUGGAUGGCAAUUUGGACAAUGUUCUUGAAAGGGCUAAGAAAUCAUGGAUUCGUUCAAUUUUUCUUUUUCGAGUGGCCAAGUUGCCAGAGAAACCCCUGAUGAGUACAUUGGCAAGAAAUUUCAUGCUUCUGAAAACGCUAGAUCUUGAAGAUGCUCCUUUGGUUCAAAUUCAUAAAGAAGUGGGCAAUCUAUUUCAUUUGAGGUACCUGAUUGUAAGGCGUACAAAGGUGAAGGUGAUUCCAAAGUCAAUUGGCAAGCUGCACAACUUGCAAACUCUGGAUUUGAAAUAUUGUCUUGUGCGUGAGUUACCUUCUCAAAUUAGCAGGCUACAUAAGUUGAGGCAUCUUUUGGCAUAUAACUAUGACUAUGGGAAUUUUAGUUUAGAUUCCAUAAAAGGGGUAAAGAUGCAAGGAGGGAUUGGUUGUUUAAAGGAGUUGCAGAAGCUAGGGCUUGUGGAGGCAAAUUAUGAUGCAAUCAACCUAUUUAAAGAGCUUAAGAAUUUGCAGAAGUUGAGGAAGUUGGGCAUCAGCAAUUUCAGAACAAAAAAUUGUAGGGAUCUUUUUAACAGCAUUCAGAAUAUGAAACACCUUAAAUUUUUGGCGAUAUGCUCUAUAAGUGAACAUGAGAUUCUGGAUUUGGAUUUGAUUUUUGUUCCACCUGAAUCUCUUGAGCGACUCAUCUUGUGUGGACGUUUGAAAAAGCUGCCAUCCUGGAUUGCUCAACUUCGAACUCUACAAGAUCUACACCUGCACUGGUCAAGUCUUGUUGAUGAUCCACUGCAUGGGCUUCAAGCUUUGCCUAACCUACUAAUGCUUAGUCUCAAUGAAGUGUGUUAUGGAGAACAACUGUCCUUUAAGGUUGGAUGGUUUCCAAAACUCAAGAGGCUAAAUCUUCGUUCUCAGAGUGGAUUGCGUUCAGUGAUAAUAGAGGAAGGGGCAUUGACUCUUCUUGAAGAGCUAAUAAUUGGGCCAUGUCAGCAGCUGCAAGAGGUUCCUUCAGGGAUCCGUCACCUUAGAAAACUCACAACUCUUUCCUUUUAUCUUAUGCCUACAAAGUUCCUAAAUAGAAUGCUACCAGACAAAGGCCAAGAUCAUUGGAUUGUGGAGCGUAUACCAACUGUUCAGUUUGGUUUUUGGCUUCAAGGAUUGAGAUACAAAGUUUGUGCUCCUGGGGAAUUCCAAAAUUAUGCAAGUGACCUGCAAUUUAAGGAUCAAUGAAGCUCAAAGUGGAUCUCUUAAUUGACAACCAUCUCUUCUUCUGUUUGUAGUUGAGGCCUGAAGGAAAAACUCUCAAAUCAUUCAUGCAAUGUUACAGAAUGGACUAACUAACUAGGUAGGAGAUUAUUCAUUUCAAAAGAGGUGUAUCUUUGUUGUGAAAAUGAUGUAGAGAGUGGAUUUGGAGAUUUGUUGAGAUAGUGAUGCCCACGGAUUACACUAUUAGAUGGUACCAUAGAGUACACUAUCUCUGCAAGCAAAGACAAAAGCUUCAUAUAACUAAUCCUCAAUGGCCAUUAAAUGGAGUUGCUAUCCCCUUUACAGGCAUGAAUGAACCAUCCUGCUUAUGCAAGCUGUACAUGAGGUAGAUGAAAUCCAAAAACCCCUCCCCUCCAUACACACACACACACACAAAAAGAGAUUAAUUGUCAGCACACUGCAAGCCCAUUGACAGAGGUUGAACCCCCAAAUGAUCAAAUGAACUAGUGGAAGAUGGUCAAACCACCUGCUUACAUGUGCUCCUACCUAAGGUGAGUGGAAUCAUGAGACUCCAAAUUGCUAGAGUUCCAUAUAUUACACACUAUGUUAUAUGUUCAUGUUCAUACAACCAAAACAUCAAGAUUGUUCCUGCACUGUUGAAUUGGCAGGAAACUCAAUGGUGGAAUGAAAUAUAGAGUUAGUCCCCAGAAUACAUGUACUUACAGUGCAUUUGACAGAAAAGUUUUCUUGCUGAUGGCAGUCAUUCUCUAGACCUUCAUAGGGGUUAAGGGUAUGCUUUUUGGGCAAAUGGGUUCAAAGGAAGAUACAUGUUCAAGGCCCAUCAAUCAUAAAUGUAUCUCUAGUUCAGAUACUAGCCAUCCUCAAAUUC
Messenger RNA from Diospyros lotus (date-plum), 3144 nucleotides. Its product is annotated as disease resistance protein RPM1-like. Lineage: Eukaryota; Viridiplantae; Streptophyta; Magnoliopsida; Ericales; Ebenaceae. Gene Ontology annotation, molecular function: ADP binding. Gene Ontology annotation, biological process: defense response to other organism. Bases 27 to 2279 code for a protein of 750 amino acids. The transcript has a single exon. The record is from RefSeq and is a predicted model, not a curated record.